Temnothorax curvispinosus is the source of this 901-nucleotide messenger RNA. RefSeq names its product putative fatty acid elongation protein 3. The record is from RefSeq and is a predicted model, not a curated record. The transcript has a single exon. Gene Ontology annotation, cellular component: endoplasmic reticulum membrane. Gene Ontology annotation, molecular function: fatty acid elongase activity. The annotation marks the transcript as partial. Gene Ontology annotation, biological process: very long-chain fatty acid biosynthetic process; fatty acid elongation, monounsaturated fatty acid; fatty acid elongation, polyunsaturated fatty acid. NCBI's taxonomy places the organism in Eukaryota, Metazoa, Arthropoda, Insecta, Hymenoptera, Formicidae.
AUUCUACAAGAAAAUCAUCAAUUUGGUUGCAGUUUUAUCGAGCAGGAUUGCGUGUCGGGCUUCUGGACGUGGAUGUUCGUGCUGUCGAAACUACCCGAGCUCGGCGACACGAUCUUCAUCGUGCUGCGUAAACAGCCGCUGAUCUUCCUGCACUGGUAUCACCACAUUACCGUCUUAUUGUACUCCUGGUUUUCGUAUUCGGAGUACACCGCGUCCGCGCGAUGGUACGUCGUGAUGAAUUACUGCGUCCACUCGAUCAUGUACACCUACUACGCUCUCAAAGCGAUGCGGUACAGGCCACCUAAAGCGAUCUCUAUGGUGAUCACUACGCUACAGCUUGCCCAGAUGGUGAUCGGUUGCCUUAUCAAUAUAUCCGCAUAUCAGUACCUGGAGAGCGGCAACGUGGACUGCAACAUCACCCGCAUGAAUAUCCAUUUUAGCUUCGCGAUGUACUUGAGCUAUUUUGUCCUAUUCGCGCGAUUCUUCCAUAAGGCGUACGUGGCUGGAAAGAAGACCGAUAAGAAGCACUUUGCCAAUAGCGCACCUGGUCACAUCGGCUAUAACGACAAGCUCAAAGCCAAUUAAGGCGGUACUCGGCACACUAGGGCGCCUGGGCGCCCUUUUCUCUAUCUCUUUCCCUCAACUCUCUUUUUCUAUUUUCCUCCAUCCUUCUUUUUCUCUGUUUCUUUCUCACGCCGCUGGUCGACGUAGCCAUAAUACAUCCAGGAUCUAUUUAUGAUAGGAAAUAUUAGGGUUUAACGGCUUCUAGGAUUCACGUGUUCAGUGGAUACUAUCGCUAAACUUAAAGUUUUAUGGACUAUAAUGCGAUUUUUUAAAUUAUUGUUUGCAUUUUCUUUUUCUACUUCAAAAUUAUUUAGUUAAAUAAUUAUACAUUAAGAUA